UUGACCUCCAGCCCCUUCUCCUUCUCCCCCAGGGCCACCACCUUCACCACGGCCAGCCGCACGUGGUUCUCCAGGCUGGCGUGGGCGUAGAGCCGGGAGGCGAUGGAGGCCAAGGGAAGAGCCGGGAGCACAUGGAAGGAGGGGGAGGCAAAAAAUCCCAAAUCACUGCUGCUGGGGAGGCAAGGGGGGGAGAGAGAAAAAGGAGGAGAGGAGGCUCGGACCCUGCAAGUAGAGAAGUUUGAGCACUUCCCACACCUCUUCCACUUCUCUGCUGUAGUCACCGGAUCAUCACCAGCAGCAGCAGCAGCAGCAGCAGCAGCAGCAGGGGCAGGGGGCAGGUCUGCUGCGACUCGGCACUUUCUCGGGCUCCGGUGGGCUCCCUUUCCUUCUUUUGCCCCCUUUUGUUUUGAAGAGAAGGAGGAGAAGGGGAGAGAAGAAAUUCAGGCACCAAAACCCGCCUCGAUCGUCUCCGGUGAGAUGGUUAAAAAGGAAAAAAAAAAAAAAAAAGCCCAAGAAGCGGAAAACGUCCCGGAUUUUUGUAAAAGCCCCCUCCCUGUAUCUUUUCUGUUGUUGUUGUUGUUAUCCCCAGUCUGUCGAUGUGAACAAGAGGAGAAGGGAGAGAAAUGUGAAGAUGAGAGGAGGUGGAACAAUGAAUUUAUAGCGGAAUGCCAUCCUGCAAUGGCAAUUUCAACAAUUCGUCACUGCAGGCUGCCUCUUAAAGGGAGAGCUUCAAAACCACCACUCCCACACUUCCUUCUCAUUUAA
Molecule: messenger RNA, 765 nt
Organism: Harpia harpyja (harpy eagle)
Lineage: Eukaryota; Metazoa; Chordata; Aves; Accipitriformes; Accipitridae
Exons: 2
Coding region: 103-765 (220 amino acids)
Source: RefSeq, a predicted model, not a curated record